AAGUGCUCAAACUCAUCUAGAAUCUGCCUUGGAACAAAGUGGAUUGCAGCGGGUUCCUGCAUUUGUUGAGAAACCGAGCAGUUUUCAAAGACUGAGUCUAUCCUCCGAUCUACAAAGAGGAGAGAGCCUUUGAUCACUGGUGCAUAUGAUGGGACUUGAUGUUUCUGCAUUUAUAGCCGAGGGGACUAGCGAUGAGGGGGCGAUACACUGAGACUAUUCACAGUUAGAGUCCUGGCUUUAAAAGAGAGACAGUGCAUCGUCUGUAAGGUGUGGGUGGAGCUCUGCCCUCUGGCUGUCUGCUCUCGGUAUCUCUGACAUAUCGAAUGUGGAGGUUUUUCAACAGAUUCAGCAAUAGGUGCUGUUUCCUGUAGCCAGCGAUGGCACCAGGGGAUGUGGUGCCUGACCAUCCCAAGCAGCCCAAGCCAAAGGAGAAGCGACCUGGAAACAGGGCAUCGAAAGCAGACUGUGAGCCGGAUGGAUCCUUUAUCUUUGAGGCUCAUGAGGCUUGGAAAGACUUCCACAACUCCCUCAGGCAUUUCUAUGAAGUGGGCGAGCUCUGUGAUGUCACACUGAAGGUCGGCAGUAGGUUGAUACCAUGCCACAAGCUAGUACUUGCUUGUGUAAUCCCCUACUUCAGGGCCAUGUUCCUGUCUGAGAUGUCCGAGGCUAAGCAGGAGCUGAUAGAGAUCAAGGACUUUGACGGUGAUGCUAUCCAAGACCUGGUCCAUUUUGCCUACUCAUCCAAGCUCACACUAACUGUGGACAAUGUGCAGCCGCUGCUCUAUGCUGCCUGCAUCCUCCAGGUGGAGUUGGUGGCGAGAGCGUGCUGCGAGUACAUGAAGGCCCACUUCCACCCCACAAACUGCCUGGCUGUUCGUACCUUCGCUGAGAGCCACAACCGCGUGGACCUGAUGGACAUGGCAGAUCGCUACGCCUGCGAACACUUCACUGAGGUGGUGGAGUGUGAGGACUUCACGUGCGUGUCUCCGCAGCACUUGCGCACAUUACUGUCCUCCAGCGAGCUCAACAUCCACUCAGAGACACAGGUGUACAACGCCGCAGUGAAAUGGCUCAAAGCGAACCCGCAGCACCACGAGGCCUGGCUGGACCAGAUCAUGUCUCAGGUGCGCCUCCCACUGCUCCCUGUAGAGUUUCUGACCGGAACAGUAGCGAAGGACGAGAUGAUCAAAGGUAACCUGAGUUGUCGUGACCUUAUGGACGAGGCCAGGAACUACCACCUUCACCUCAGCAACAAGGUGGUGCAAGACUUUGAGUAUACAGUGCGCACCAUUCCCCGGAAACACACUGCAGGGGUUUUGUUCUGCGUGGGUGGCCGUGGGGGUUCAGGUGACCCAUUUCGCAGCAUCGAGUGCUACUCCAUCACUAAGAACAGCUGGUUCUUCGGCCCUGAAAUGAACAGCAGGAGGCGUCACGUGGGUGUAAUAUCUGUAGGAGGUAAAGUAUAUGCUGUUGGAGGCCACGAUGGUAAUGAACACUUAGGCAACAUGGAGAUGUUUGACCCCCUCACCAACAAGUGGAUGAUGAAAGCCUCUAUGAACACAAAGAGGAGGGGCAUUGCCCUGGCAGCUCUUGGGGGUCCUAUCUAUGCUAUCGGAGGUCUGGAUGACAACUCCUGCUUCAACGAUGUGGAGCGAUACGACAUCGAAAGUGACUGCUGGAGCGCCGUGGCACCCAUGAACACACCCAGAGGAGGAGUGGGCUCUGUGGCAUUGGGGAGUUAUGUGUAUGCUGUGGGAGGUAAUGAUGGUGUGGCAUCAUUGUCCAGCGUGGAGCGCUUUAACCCACAUCUCAACAAGUGGACAGAGGUCAGCGAGAUGGGCCAGCGACGGGCCGGAAAUGGAGUCAGCAAACUCAAUGGCUGCCUCUAUGUAGUUGGGGGUUUUGAUGACAAUUCACCCCUGAGCUCCGUUGAGCGCUUUGACCCAAGAAUGCACCGCUGGGAGUACGUGUCUGAGCUGACCACCCCCCGCGGUGGGGUCGGGGUCGCCACGGUAAUGGGAAGAGUGUUUGCAGUUGGGGGUCACAAUGGGAACAUCUACCUGAACACGGUGGAGGCUUUUGAGCCUCGAAUGAACAGAUGGGAGCUGGUGGGAUCAGUGUCUCACUGCCGUGCCGGAGCCGGAGUGGCCGUCUGUUCGUCUCAUGUCAGCCAGAUCAGGGACGUUGGCCAGGGCUCCAGCAACGUGGCCAACUGCAUGUGACCUCCGGCUCCGGUUUGUUACCAGGUGACUGACUGACUGACUGACUGCCAGGCCACAACACGAUCUGACCACUGCACGAACACACAACACAAAGCACACAGACAGUGACGGCGUGAUUUCCCCCCCCCCCCCCCCCCGGCAGCCUAAUAACUGUCGCCACUGGAUUGAUCAUCAGCCUAAAAGUGAUUAUGACUGAUGUUCAGUUUGCACACAUAGAGAGGAAUAUUAGGGAGAUUUUACUGACUUGAAGUGCACAUGUGACUAUUGCAAGUCUUUUCUGAGUGACACAUUUGAGACAUUUAUCUUGACUCCAGAUGGUGUUAUUUGCAAUCAGUUCUGUAGUUCUUUGUACUGUAUUUUCAUCUGUAUGACUGCCUUGAUAGAGUUCAGUCUUUUCUGAAGGGAAUAAGUAGCCGAGGCUUCCAAUUAAUACUAGCAUCUUGAGACUGAUGAUUUCAGAACUAUAAGGUUACCUGCACAUCAUGAAUGUGGACUGUAUGUUUACUGUAGGCCAGUAUAAAAAAUAAUUUCAUAGGUCUCUCCUUGAAUAUCUUUGAGGCUCUGUAGUUGUUUUCCUUGUCUCAGAGAGAAGUGAACAAACUGGAUUCAACGAGUAGUUUGCUGUGCAGCUAAAACACAAAAUAAUAUCUUCAUUAUUCGAUCUAAAAUAGGAUGUCAACAUUUCAAUGAUUCCUGUGAACUUAGUCUUCGGUUAGAGCAGGUAACGUUUUUAAAGGUGCUUUUCAAAAAUAUUCCUCCAGCAGUUAAAACUGCGUUUAGCUGCGUUGCUUUCCAGCAUUUCUGAGAUUUAGGGAUUUGCCUGUAAUCAUGUUUGAACAAUCAUUUAUAGCUAGUGGAGACAAGUCAGUCGCUGAUGAGGAGGUGACAGGUCUGAGGAAUUGAACUGCUGCAAGUGCCAAACAGACAAAACCUGCAUCAGCUGUUUUUUUUAGAAAAGCUGUAGAUGCAAAUCUGUUUUCAACCGCCUGCUGAAUCUGGAGCCCUUUACUCCAACCUCAGGAUUUAAGAAAACAAAAAGAUUUGAUGACUUCACAUCUGAGAGGCCAGGACCGAUCAGAGCAAUACGGCAAUCUCUCCAGUUCUUUUCCAGUUUUACAUAAUUAUAUCGAGAUCUGAUCAAAGCGACAGGGACAGAUUUUCAAAGUAAAGAUUGUUGGUAUUUAUCGAUAGCUGGACUGUCAGAAACCAGAUGUGUAUGAGAUCCAGCUGAGGUUUGUCUCUUCAGAUGGUUCUGUUAUAUUUUAAUAUAUGGACGUUUUGUAUAAUAAGAUAGGUGUAUCUUUGGUAUUAUUCUUUACUACACUAUCUAAUCCAUUGCUGUGCACUAUUUUCCUAGAAUAGAUGUGAAGUCUUCUUGAGUAUAUUUUUGUCCUAAAUGGAGAAUUUUCAUGUUAUUCAUGUGGUAAGUUUGAAAAUGUUUAUUUAACACGUGUAUAUUUCUGCCCAAUGUUCUUUUUAGAUUAGGCUGAAAGAGUUUGAAACAGAAUAAAUCCAGUUUGUACCAGACUAAUCCACAUUAUUGCACAGUUUGUGUACUGCCGUUGUUUAAGAUAUUGCAUUUGAUCAGCUAUAUACUAUCAAUAUUUUUGUCAACUUUGUAAGUAAGCGAGGCAGAGUCUUUUUUAAACUUCACAUUUCCUUGUUCCUCCUCUUGACUGCUUCCAUCUUUUGCUUUUUGUUUACAUGUUAUUGCUAUGAAUUGGUUCAAUAAAAUAUGUGUAAAAAGUU
Messenger RNA from Labrus mixtus (cuckoo wrasse), 3971 nucleotides. It is a transcript of the gene klhl8, whose product is annotated as kelch-like family member 8. The coding region runs from base 378 to 2222 and encodes 614 amino acids. Gene Ontology annotation, molecular function: protein binding. The record is from RefSeq and is a predicted model, not a curated record. The transcript is spliced from 12 exons. NCBI's taxonomy places the organism in Eukaryota, Metazoa, Chordata, Actinopteri, Labriformes, Labridae.